Molecule: messenger RNA, 1659 nt
Organism: Pichia kudriavzevii
Lineage: Eukaryota; Fungi; Ascomycota; Pichiomycetes; Pichiales; Pichiaceae
Exons: 1
Coding region: 1-1659 (552 amino acids)
Biological process (GO): asparaginyl-tRNA aminoacylation
Cellular component (GO): cytoplasm
Molecular function (GO): nucleic acid binding; asparagine-tRNA ligase activity; ATP binding
Source: RefSeq, a predicted model, not a curated record
AUGUCCACUUUAUACGUCAACGCAAACACCGGUGCAGAUACUCCAUCUUCACAAGGUACACAAGAAGCACCAUACCAAUCUGCAGCAUACGCACUUUACGUUAAUGCAGAUGCCAAGCUCCAAGUUUAUAAGGAAGCCACCGAGGAAACACCAGCAGGUUAUUUUGAAAUUUCUGCGUCUGCCUUGAAAAAGGCGAAGAAAGGUGCCGAAGGUUUGAAGAAGAAGGACGAAAAGGCAAAGAAGGCAGCUGAGGAAAAGGCAGCUAAGGAAGCAGAAGAAUCUGCAAAAAUGCUUGAAGCAAUGAAAAUCACCAUCACUGAAGAUAAAUCAUUACCAAAGGCUGAAAAGAUCAAAAUUCUAAACGUUUCUAAACAUAUUGAUCAAAGAGUCAAGGUUCAAGGUUGGGUCCAUAGAUUGAGAGUUCAGAAGGGUCUUGCUUUUAUUGUUUUGAGAGACGGUUCUGGUUAUUUACAGUGUGUAUUAAGCGGCGAUUUAGCUAAUGCUUACCAAACACAGCAAUUAACAGUUGAAUCCACCCUUUCUAUAUAUGGUACUAUCAACAAAUUACCAGAGGGUAAGUCUGCACCAGGUGGUGUCGAAUUAGUUGCUGACUACUACGAGGUUGUUGGUUUAGCACCAAGUGGUAAAGAUUCCUUUACCAACCAGAUUGCGGAAGAUGCUGAUCCAUCGCUUUUACUUGAUAGAAGACAUUUAACUUUAAGAGGUGAAACUUUAUCGGCUGUGAUGAAAGUCCGUGCUUCCCUAUUAGCAUCCAUUAGAAGGGUUUACAAAGAAGAGAACUUGUGUGAAGUUACUCCACCUUGCAUGGUGCAAACUCAGGUUGAAGGUGGUUCUACUUUGUUUAAGAUGGACUAUUAUGGUGAGGAAGCUUUCUUGACUCAAUCCUCUCAAUUAUACUUGGAAACAUUAUUACCAGCAUUAGGUGAUGUCUACUGUAUUCAAGAGUCUUUCAGAGCUGAAAAAUCACAUACAAGAAGACACUUGUCCGAAUAUACACAUAUUGAAGCCGAAUUAGCUUUCUUAAGUUUUGAAGAUUUGUUAACUCAUAUUGAAACCGUUAUCACAAAAACUAUCCAAUAUGUCCUUGAAGAUCCAGUUGCCGGCCCAUUAGUUAAACAAUUAAACCCAGGUUUUGUUCCACCACAAAUGCCAUUCAAAAGGAUGCAAUAUAUUGAAGCCAUUGAAUGGUUAAACGAAAAUGGUAUUCCAAAUGAAGAAGGACAACCAUUCAAAUUCGGUGAUGACAUUGCUGAAGCUGCAGAGAGAAAGAUGACAGAUACCAUUGGUGUUCCAAUCUUACUUAACAGAUUCCCGGUAGAAAUUAAAUCCUUCUACAUGAAGAAAUGUGCAGAUGACCCAAGAGUUACUGAAUCUGUUGAUGUUUUAAUGCCUACUGUUGGUGAGAUUACCGGUGGUUCCAUGAGAAUCGACAACGUCGAUGAAUUGCUAGCAGGUUUCAAGAGAGAAGGCAUAGAUCCAGCCUCUUAUUACUGGUUUAUUGAUCAAAGGGUCUACGGUACUUGUCCACAUGGUGGUUAUGGUUUAGGUACUGAAAGAAUCCUCGCUUGGUUAUGUAAUAGGUUUACUGUUAGAGACUGUUCUCUUUACCCAAGAUUUUCUGGUAGAUGUAAGCCAUGA